AUGCCAAAAGUUGUUCUUACCUUCAUUUGUCUUUUUGUGCUCUUACUCAGUUUCUCCACUAUUUGUCUGGGCAUCCUCUGUGUUUCCACAAGUUCCUCCAUAUGUAGAUGUGGAAAUAAUGAGCUGGUGCUUUAUUGCCUGUUAGCUUUGGGGUUCUUUCUCCUGGUGACUGGCAUUUUCUGGAGCACCUUCCAUGAAGUCUUGAAAUACAGAGGCCUCAGCAGCACCUUCAUUCGAAAUCCCAGCCACAGAGACCUACAUGUCAGCACUACGGACAGGCCUGACUUCUAUCCCCCCUUCUAUGAAGACAGCACAGAUCCUGAAAAACAGACCUCCCUGCUGCCAGUUGCCCCCACACUAAAACAGCAAGAAGUCAUCAAUAUCCCUCCUCCUCUGUAUAGUGAAAGCAGUGCAGAGGUCAUCAGUGAAACUGAUGUGCAGGAGCAGCCACCACCCUAUGAGUUAUCUGUACAGCACCUACAGCAGCACCAAGCAGCUGACCAAGACUCAGACCCCAGAAUGGAGCCAGAUUCUCAUCCAUCCACACAAGAAAACAGUUACCAACAGGAUACAUACUGCCAGGGGACCUCAGAAAGAGCAACACCUGUUAGAACAUCUGAGGCAGGCAGUGGGUAA
This is a messenger RNA of Apus apus (common swift), 636 nucleotides long. RefSeq names its product transmembrane protein 252 (gene TMEM252). The transcript has 2 exons. Lineage: Eukaryota; Metazoa; Chordata; Aves; Apodiformes; Apodidae. The record is from RefSeq and is a predicted model, not a curated record. Bases 1 to 636 code for a protein of 211 amino acids.